This is a messenger RNA of Penicillium malachiteum, 1134 nucleotides long. Its product is annotated as dimethyladenosine transferase. Bases 1 to 1134 code for a protein of 377 amino acids. The record is from RefSeq and is a predicted model, not a curated record. Gene Ontology annotation, biological process: rRNA methylation. Lineage: Eukaryota; Fungi; Ascomycota; Eurotiomycetes; Eurotiales; Aspergillaceae. The transcript has 4 exons. Gene Ontology annotation, molecular function: rRNA (adenine-N6,N6-)-dimethyltransferase activity. Gene Ontology annotation, cellular component: mitochondrial matrix.
AUGCCCAAAGUCAAGCCCCAGAAGCGCAAUAAUGCGCAUGCUGAUGCGGCCGCAAAGACCCAGGCGGCUCACAGUAUCUUCAAGAUGAACACAGAUAUCGGUCAACACGUUUUGAAAAACCCCGGUAUUGCAGAGCAAAUUGUCAACAAAGCCGACCUCAAGCAAAGUGAUAUCGUCCUCGAAAUCGGUCCCGGAACUGGAAACUUGACGGCAAAGAUCUUGGAGCAAGCAAAGAAGGUCAUCGCGGUGGAAUUGGAUCCUCGAAUGGCGGCUGAAGUCACCAAGCGUUUCCAGGGUACUCCUGCUCAGAAGCGUCUGGAGGUGAUUCUUGGAGAUGUCAUGAAGACUGAACUUCCAUACUUCGAUGUCUGCAUUAGCAACACACCCUACCAGAUUUCUUCUCCCCUUACAUUCAAGCUAUUGGCUACACUGCCUGCUCCUCGCACAUGCGUUCUCAUGUUCCAACGUGAAUUCGCUUUGCGUCUGUUUGCUAAGCCCGGUGACAAACUCUACAGUCGACUUUCUGUCAACGCGCAAAUGUGGGCGAAGAUUGAUCACAUUAUGAAGGUCGGUAAAAACAACUUCAAACCUCCACCCUUGGUCGAGUCCAGUGUCAUUCGCAUGGUUCCCAAGGUCCCUCGACCACAAAUCAACUAUGAGGAAUGGGAUGGUCUCUUGCGCAUUGCAUUCGUUCGUAAGAACAAGACAUUGCGAGCCAGUUUCCUCGGUACCACCAGUGUCAUGACUUUGCUGGAGGCGAAUUACCGGACCUGGUGUGCCCAGCACGAUAUCCCAGUGGAGGACGGUCCCGUUGAAGAUGCCGACGGUGACACCAUGGAUAUGGGUCAAGAACAAGAGAUGGAGGAAGGAGCGGACGAGGUCAUGGAAAUGGACGACGAUGAUGAUGUCCCAGAUUUCUUCAAAGAGGAGACCAAUGCUCGUCUCCAGCAAGCACUCAACACCAAAACUCCGCGAAAGAAGCGCGGGAAGGUUGGCGAGUUGGUGCGCGAAAAGGUGCGCCAGGUUUUGGAAGAUGAAACUUGUCUGGCCGACAAGCGCGCAAGAAUGUGUGAUGAGAACGAAUUUUUGAAAAUGCUGUGGGCCUUCAACCAAAAGGGAAUCCAUUUCAACUGA